GAUAUACUGGCAAAAGGUGUAUUUUUCUUUCCUAUCCACUAUGAUGAUUCGUCACCCAGGGGUUCCCUUCCUGAGGGAGACUGGGAUGACUGCACCUGAUCCUCGGAAAGGAGACUAGCAAAAAAGACAAACGGAAAAGCCAACAGGAGGACAAGUAACUCUGAAUGACCUCUGUAAAGAACUCAAUGCUAAAGCUGAAAUACUGUUUAAGAAGAAGCACCGGUAUGGCUAAAUCCUAACAACACUGUGAGAGGUGGGAGGAGAGGCUGGCUCUCACACAGAGGGAGGGGCUGAGAGAGCAUGGAGCUUCAUUCACUGCUAAACACACACACACAUGCUCGGAAAAGCUGUUCUCAGGCUGAGAGAAAAGAGGGGAACGAAGGAGAGGACUUCUCGAUCACUGAGUGGUGACACACAGGAAAAACAGAGACACUGAGUGAGGCCAAAGAGGGACGGAGGGGUUCAUCAAACCAAUGAGAGCUGGGAGGUUUCAGAUCCUGUGACUUGUUCCCAAAGAAGACACAUUGGUCCUGGUCGAGGUACAGAGUCUUAGCUCCCAGGACCGACCUCCAAGAUGUCCCGGAGGAGGUCUACAGGGGACUUGGUGCCCAGUGACGUCACUCAGAUCUUAGCCCGGGAGGCGAAGGUUCAGCGUGGGCAGAAGAAGCCGGGUAGCUCCCUGGGACAGGCCUUUGGUUGGUUAAAAGGGAGCCGAAAGAAGAAGGGCCUCGGUAAUGGGCUGAACCGAACUGGAAUUGGUGUGACGGAUGCCAAGCAAGGACUUCAGAAUCAAGACCCUGCAAAAGCUGGCCCAAAGGGGAAUGAAGAGCAGAAGAGGUUGACCGUCCACUACAGCACUUCCCAGCACUUCCAGGAGAAUGUUUUCAUUGAGGGCAGCAGGCCACAGUACCUGGAGGAUCUGCACACUGAGGCCCAGGAGGGGCUCAAGAUACAACAGCAGGAAGAACACCCAAAUGGACUCAAUUUACCUGACAACGAGAGCAUUGCUAACGUGAUCUCUCUUUUAGGGUCAACAUUUAAGCCUCUGAAUCCAGUGAAAAGACUAGAUAAGAGCAGGAAGAGGGGCAGGAGGACCACCAUCAUGGGCAUACCCAACCAGGUCCAGAAAGAGCUCGCAUUGCACAGAAGCUUCCAGCAGCUCGUUUCAACCCCGAAUCAUGACGGAGAUCUCAGUAACAGCCAAUCAGGCGUAGUUAUCAUUCCUACAGUUGAUGGAGGGACUCCAGAAGCAAAAAAGGAGGGAGCAAGAGUGCACCUUUCAGAGCUAGAGGCAUCCAGAGAUGAACAGCUGCUGAGGAAGCAACUCCAGGCAAUGUACCAAGACGAGCAGCCUUUCAACCACCAGGGCCUUGGCUCCUAUCUCUGCCCCAACUCAUCCAUGAGACCCAAGUCCCUUGCAGUACCUGGCAUGACCACUUCCUCCUCCUUCUGUCCUUCAACGAUGUUAAGCUUCCUCCAGGAACGCCAGGGCCCAGUGAUGUCCAUGUCUCCCCAGGCCACCUACAUGUCUACAAUCAUCCCUAAUGCAGUCUUACCCAGCUCGAUUCACGUCAUAGAGAUCGACCGCAGCAGUAGCCGGAUGCGUGGCGGCAGUGUAAACCAUGGCAGUAGUGUCCGCACUGUAAGCAAGAGCAGUCUGGCAUCAGGGGACUUAUCAGUCAGCCCUUUUUUGUCCAGAAGAUCCGAUGGAGAUGGUUCUCAGAGUGACAAUUCCCAAAGCGAAUCCACACUGAUGCUAACAUCUGCUUCAGGGUUGAACUGGAGCGAGACACAGUCUUCAAAGGUCAUUAUUUCAAACUCUUCUCCAGGAUCUUCUAAGGGUAGCACGCGUAGUAGUAACUCACACAGAGCGGGACCGAAUGGGCGGGAGAGCCAGGCAGAGCAGUGUAAUGGGGACCAAGACAUUGACAGUCUCCGUAGUUCAGUUAGCAUGAUCAGCAGCUUCAGCAGUAAAAGAGAAAAUGUUACAGGUCAAGAAUCUGAGUCUGAUGUUUCAGGGUCAGUGGCUGCUGGGGUCGAUGCAAAGACUAAACAGAAUUGCACUCGCAGUCUGUCGGUUAUGAAGACCAAGCAACCCCCGCCGCCUCCACGGAGAACAAACUCUCUGCAUAGUAAUAAGAUCAAGAGUAACUCCAACGUUCUGGUGGAGAUCAAUGACUCUGAUGGUGCAAAUGCCACAGAAAACAGUAUAGCACAAGAUGAGAACAAAUCAGUCAAGCUACAGAACUCCACUGGGUCAAGCUGUCUAGAUGCUUCCUCCAGUCCUUUGAACCCAACACAGGCCUCUUCCACUGGACACAGCAGCUACUCCCCACAGAAAACUCCCUCAGACGGGGGGAAAUUUGAACGCACCAUGUCCCCUUCCAGCGGCUACUCCAGUCAGAGUGGCACUCCAACACUCACCCCAAAAGGGAUCUCCCCAACCCCCCCUGACAAACAGAAGAAGAAACCUGUCAAACCGGAGAGAUCGGUGUCUCGGGCCUCAUCCUCAGCAGCUUCUCCUUGCUCCUCGCUUACCUCUCUAUCUUCUGGUACAUCUGAGCCUGUCAAUCCAGAUGCUUCCACAUGUAGCUCCAGCCUGCCUUCACAGGGAUCUCAACCCACUGUUGCAGCACAUGAACUCACUCCGAAUAACAUUUCUUCAACUUUUGCAGCUGAAGUCAGAGAACUGUUGAAAAUCCCUCCACCUCCCAAAGUCAAAGCGCCAUGUCCUCCUCCUCCAGAGACAUGGGUUCACAACAACCGCACCUUUCAGUUACUGUGUGGGCCAAACCCUAAUGUCAGCAAAGUAAUCCAGAACCCAGCGCAGAAACAAGACAGCACAGUUAAACAAGCAGGAACCCAGACUGAAGACAUCAAGGAGAUACCAGAUUCAGUUGAAAAACAAUCAACUAUUUGCCAAUCUGUUUUAGAAAGCCAAGUAAAACCUGAGAUUUUGUUAGAAACAAGUUCUGAAGGUCUUAACAAGGAGAUGGAGAAUAGGGAAUGUCCAAAUAACAAACAAGAGGAGAUACUAGUAAGUUCAGAUGUUCAAAAACAAGAGCAGAGUAGUAAGCUUGUGGUGAAGGACCCUAAGAGCCCGAAGAAAGAGCCGCCUCCUGUCAUGAAGAAACCAGUGACAGUACUGCACAAAGAGGAAUUGGUGAAGAAAGAGAGUGUUAGUGCGUCUUCAGCGGUUCAUUUCCCUGUUGAGAACCAUACGACCACGUCUCAGCACGGGGUUAUAAUUGUCGUUGAUAAGAGUGACAACGAAAUGGCCAAAAGUGAGGUUGCAUCAGUAGAAGUCCCCAAAAUCACUAAGGUCUCGCCACCUCCUUCUCCCCCCCCGGCAUACCACCCCACACCUCCCCUGUCAAGAAAGACGCCUCCUUCAUCCGUGUCUUCGCCACCAGACGACUUACAGAGGGUGCAGGAGGAGAGCCACGUUGUGGAGUCUUGCUGGCCGCCCCCUCCACCUCCAAUGGACGGAGACUCUGUGUUUGAUGGAGGAGAUGACGUUGACUUUCCACCACCUCCUCCGCCCUUGGUGACAGAAAGUCUAACAAAUGUGAUGGACAGUUGCGUCACAGAUCUGGGUGAAACAAAAACACAGACGGUGGAGGAUAAAGAGACUAUUGAUGAUUCGAGUGAAGCCAACACAUCUGCACAUGGACAAAUUGCAGACGUGCCCCCUGCGGUACCACAAACAGUAACGGACAUCGAACCAGAGUUUGUUGUGCAAGAUUCAGAAUCCAACAUUGCAGAAGAUACUAUUUGCAGACCAGUGCAGAGUUUAGUAUCUGUUUCAGACUGUGUCCAAUCUCCACCAGUCGUGGAAACUCUUUUGGCAUCCAUUACAAAAGCAGAUCACCCAAUGUUGGAGUCUACUUUGGUUCCUCCAAGCAGUUCCCUGAAGCAAGACUCUCCCAAACUUGAAGAUCAGUCUCCCAACGAGGCUCCCGUCAGCGCCAAACUUCCAGUUAUUGUCCCAGUGUCACCGCCUCUACCAGCAGAGAGUUUGACCCAAGGGGUUAACUUCAGACGGCAACCAGGCGUACCAAACCGAGACGCCAGAAGCAAGGAGCUCCUUUCCCGCCACAAAAGUGCACUCAUUCCUAAAGAGGACGCUAACAUACCUCUGGUGACCCCUUCCCUGCUUCAGAUGGUUCGUCUCAGAUCGGUCAACAUGACUGAAGAUGUGGUGAAAGCGGAGGGGGAGGACAAAACAACAAAUCAGGGAGCUUCAGUUCAGGACAAUUGCCCAGUCUCAGUCACAGGAGCUCAGAACAUUCCACAGAAGCCCAUCCGCAAGUCUUUGUCACUAAAAUCCCCCCCUCAGUCAGUAAAGACAUCCUCGGUCGCCCCUUCCAUGCGCUUACAGGAAGCCAUACGUAUGAAAACGGCCGCCAUGUCUUCAAGAGGUGGUCUCCCAUCCCGACUGGGCGUUAGAUCCACCUACAGCUCUCUCGGGGAACAUGGCGCUCUGUCGUUGAAAUCAGCCGAGGGAUCUGAAAUGCUCAAGACUCCAGCCUCCACCGCCAGUUUUAUCUUCUCCAGGAGCACAAAGAAAGUUGUGAUAGAGACUCCAGCUGCUUCCUCCCCUGAAGCUCAGGUGAGUCUGAAGCAGAGUUUGGCGGCCGAACUCAUGCAGGUGUCUGACCAAUCAAAGGCCACCGUUUAUUCCAAUGGCGGGGUGAAGUUGGACAGAGCUCCUCCACCGGUGGCAAAGAAACCAGCCUCUGGGAGCAUCAGCCCUCCACCCAGUGCACCUGCUGGUUCAUCGAAGACGGACUUCGGUGUUGAAGGGAACGGAGCGAUAGGAGCAGUGCAACAUACGAGUGGAGUAACGCAUCCUGAGAUGACAACUACGAGAGUGACAGCGGACACAAUUGAAACACUGUUUUGAAGACUUCAAGCGACUCACAGCAAGGACUGACAUCACUGAAAGACUUCAACUCAACUAGAGUGUGUCUCCAUAAAGCCUUAGCCUGUAACGGCCUUCCUACAUAUUUAUGCAAAAAAGAACAUGUCGCUCCCAAAUUUCUAAUGAUAGCUUUAUUCUGGAGUAUUUUUCUAAGCUAUAGUUGAUCUCUUAUUGUCCCCCUCAGGAUGAAAUGGUGUACAUUGGCCUAACUGUAAAUAUCGAGCUUGUGUGAGAUCGCCUCCCAGAGGUAGGGUUAGGUAAUGGAGCUCAGAGAAAAGGAUUUAUCCAUGAUAGAGCUUUUUCUGUACAGAGGUUUACUGUCUAUUAAGUCUUUUUUUGCUUGUUGUAAUAUAAUACAUAAUUAGGCAGUGGUCAGAAGAUGCUGACGAUGGCAUCUGCUUUAGAAUAAAUGGACAUUUAUAUCACCAAGAUCAGAGAAAACUCAUCGUUAAAGGUGGGUUAGGUAAUUCACUUCAGAAACACUUGUUAUAUUCCACGGAAUGCUCUUAAAAUCCCGAUAGCAAUGAAUACAUGAAAUGCUUUGACGAUAAAUACAUAAACACAUUUCAUCUGUGGAAGCCGUGGCGCUGUAAAAAGCACGACCAGUUUUUUAGCCUACCUUCCUGUCAGCCUUCCAUCUCUGCACAAAUGUAUCUCGUGCCCUCAUAUUGGUCAUGUGCGCGUUCGUGUGGGUUGGAGGAGGGGCUCUGUAAGGAAGUCUGAAGGAAGGGGCAGAUUUUUUUCGGCUGCGUAGUUUCAAAUUCUAGCGCACUCGAGCUGGUUUCUCCAUUCUUACCUACCUUUAAAUUCAGUUUUACUCCUGCUUUUUUUAACUUCGGAUAGCUAUAUCUGGAAAUGUAAUAGAGAAAGAUAAAUGCUGCACAAUAAAAAAAAGUAAGAUGAUUGUCAACAGAGACACUUUUGUAAAGCUACAGAUUAUAAACCAUUUAAAAAGCAUCUGAUUACAGCAGCUGUCUUUAGAGGCUUCUACACAAUCUGCACAAUCUGUUCCUGGGUUUAGUAAAGGUCAAUCCAUUCUGAGAAACACGUCAGGACAACGGUAACACGAGCGUCCUAUUUAUUUAUGUGUGGUUCUUUCCACUUGUAGCACUGUCGGUCACCUUUUCCUACCAAAUAUGAAAUAUUUUAGUUUCAUCUGACAAACCGCUCUUAGGGCUCUAGCUGUGAUGUAGCCCGGGAUGAUUGAUACACUGGAGUAGCUGAGUGUGAGGUCAGUGUUUUUAUUAAAUGUGCUGCAUCUAAAACUGUGGCCCAAGCCUUUUUUAGUGGAAAAUCCAGCUUAUCACUAUUUGCACAGAAUGCUUUCCCCCAGCAAAAUCAUCAGAGUGAAUUAUACUGACUCUUCGUAAAGGGUCACCAAUCUUGAUGAUUAUAAAGAAUUAUGUACAGUUAUUACUUCUAUAAAUAAAAUGUAAGUGUAUUAAAAAUA
Notothenia coriiceps (black rockcod) is the source of this 6374-nucleotide messenger RNA. RefSeq names its product NHS like 3 (gene nhsl3). NCBI's taxonomy places the organism in Eukaryota, Metazoa, Chordata, Actinopteri, Perciformes, Nototheniidae. Gene Ontology annotation, biological process: cell differentiation. The transcript is spliced from 9 exons. The record is from RefSeq and is a predicted model, not a curated record. The coding region runs from base 575 to 4906 and encodes 1443 amino acids.